Danaus plexippus (monarch butterfly) is the source of this 690-nucleotide messenger RNA. RefSeq lists its product as uncharacterized. The transcript is spliced from 4 exons. NCBI's taxonomy places the organism in Eukaryota, Metazoa, Arthropoda, Insecta, Lepidoptera, Nymphalidae. The coding region runs from base 82 to 690 and encodes 202 amino acids. The record is from RefSeq and is a predicted model, not a curated record.
CUGACAUACCGCAGAAUUUUAUAAGAUGUUGCAGUUUUAAAGUUUUUGUUUAUUAUUACAGAAAGUGAUAACGAUUGUAACAUGGGUUUACAAAAAGGAUGUCCGUGUUGUAACGAUCAUCGGAAUGAAGAGGAAUACAUAAAGGUAUUAGAUUUCACCGCGGGCCUCGUUAUAUAUCUCGUUAAAACAGCAGUGGCUUCUGUGCAGCAAUGCGAAAAAAAAAUUAAUGCCAACAAUAUGUUUAUUAUACAAAAUACUACCAAUAGACAAGUAUCGACAUCAAAUUGUAUGUCUGAAUCGGAAGAUACUGUGUAUUGUCCACGAUGUAGAUAUAUUAUAAAACAUGCUAAAGAUUUGCUGCUGAAUGUACCAUUUAUAAAGAAAAGAGAUGUAAUUGGAGUGUGUGAUCAUUGUCGGUUAAGGGAAAGAAGAAUUGUACCAUGUAAUGAAUGUCAGAAAGUAGUAGCAGAAUUUAUAAAAGAUAAAGAAGAAAAUAUUAAGUUAGACAAUCAGAAUGCCAAAUUAAAAAAGCUAAAAGAAUUUACAUCAAAAUUGAAAAAUAAUCUUAUAGAUGUUGAAAAAUCUAAUGAAAUGAAAAAAAUAGAAUUAACACGGAGAACGCAUUCAGAAACAUCAUUACAUAAACAAGAUAUCACUUAUAAAAAGCAAGUAACAAUAUGUUGUAAAUAA